Corticium candelabrum is the source of this 6621-nucleotide messenger RNA. RefSeq names its product E3 ubiquitin-protein ligase RNF213-like. Gene Ontology annotation, molecular function: ATP hydrolysis activity; ubiquitin-protein transferase activity. The record is from RefSeq and is a predicted model, not a curated record. Lineage: Eukaryota; Metazoa; Porifera; Homoscleromorpha; Homosclerophorida; Plakinidae. The transcript is spliced from 6 exons. Bases 1 to 6621 code for a protein of 2206 amino acids.
AUGACGUUGAAGGUUACAUGCUUUGCUGACGGAUUAGGAACAAUGCCCACAGAAGCAGAGGUUGGAGGCCUUGAUAUCUUUGAUAUAGAAGGCGUGCUUUUCGAACAUAUCAAUGGUUAUGAUAUUGGGAUACUGGGCGCUCUCCACGAGACGAUGCUCGGCAAGACCCUUCUUGGCACGAAAACCUAUAUCGGCGAAUAUGGAUGGGAUCGGAUUCUUGGACACAUUCUGGGGUGCGUCGUUGGACAUGUGUGGUCGGACAUUGUUGCGGGGUUUCAUGUGUUUGUAAAUCGUACGGACGUAACUGAUGUCGCGGUUGACAUUUGGAGAGAUCAGGCAUUUAUUUCUUUUUCGUUGCAACAAGUGAGCUCUUCUAAACACUGGAGGUCUUCAAUGAUUGAUUUGCCAGUAAGCAACAAGAUAGAAGUAUUGUACCGAUAUCGCCUAACAUUUCAGAUGGGCCUUCGUAAUGUGCUAAACUAUAUUGGUUUAUCAAAGCAAUCACGCAACGUAUUGGAACUUCCAUGUCAAAAGUUGCAAGAUCGACAACAUCAGUGGGAUACUGUUGUAUUUGGCGACGUGGAAAUCCCCGUUUUAUACACUUGCACCGUACAUUGUUAUCUAGACUAUUUGUUAUGGCGUACUGAAAGAACGGCGUUGAAGAUGGGAAUGAGCGAACUUAGUUACAUCAUGAACGAAAAGUUUUUCGAUGCUGACUUUACGUCAUUGGCAAAGAUUUCAGUAAAUUAUAUUAACUCGCCACACGUGACAGGAUCUCAACGUUUACUUCUUCUCUAUUCGAUUGGACUGGCUACCACUACGCGACAAAUGCUCUUACCAGACAAAAAGAAAGGACCAAGACUAAAACUUGAGAAUUUUUGUGACUUAGAAAGUUAUACGAGCAAAGACAUUUUGUCUGAGGCUGUUCCAAUUCUAAAGAAUCUUACAGUAAACUUCAUCAGAGAAAUGCGUUAUCGUUCGGAUUGGAUUAGGUUGUUGCCGUCGUUUCUUGUUCUUGAUCCUGAACUUGAGUUAGAAGAAGUAGUCAGUUGCAAACUCAUAGAUCAAAAAUUACUUAAAAAGAUAUGUACGGUCAUCGCAACACAACUUGUUCCAAUAGUGUCCUCUUCACAAUACCGCAAGCUAUGCACACUUGUUUGGAAAUGCACGUCGUCGUUAUCUUGCCUGAUUGAAAGUUUGAGUCUGGCAAGUUCUGUUCUCGGAGGUCACCACUUUUGGAACGAUGACCAGCACGGUGGACUUAAGGAUGUGUUCAAGCAACUUUUUGAAAAAGUCUUGGAUUGUUUCUCUUCCAUUCAAUUAUUUUGGAAAAAUAGCUCAAAAUUUGCAGAAGCGAACUCUUGGAUUGUUCCGCUCAUUCACGGUCGAAUUUUUACUUUGUUGCAAAAGGGAUCGACGGACAGUAAUGAGUGCCAAGCAUUGAUAUUUUUGCUCAGUCUGCCUAAGCUGUUUUCAGUGUCUGACUUAUCCACAGGUCAAAAUUCUGUACUAAGGAAAAUAUUAAGUUGUAACGACAAGCUAAUACAAAGAACCGUUUUUGUUGAGGUUAUGUCACGUUGCUGUUCUGCUGCGCAAGAUGAUAAAGUGGACACGUCAGUUUGUGUACUUUCUCAGGAAUGGAUAGAGCUGUCGUCAAAUUGGUCAUCUGAUAAAGACAAACUCAGUUCAUUGCUAAAUGCCAGCAACUUGAUUCUUGAAAAACCAGCUAAUGCAACCGAAUUUAAGAAAUCUGUAAAGUCUGUCACUCUAGAGAAAGCAGUCCAAUUCAAGCCUUUGUCGUUUUUCAAAUCUGCAGCUAAUGGCACACUGCUGAAUGGGAAAGUGGAAGAGAUGCUUAUCGAAGCUGCUAAAAUUUCUAUCCCAGACAGCUUGAGCGUACAGCAAUUGCAAGAGAUAAGCAGACCGCUUCUAGAUGUAACAUCAGCCACAGUUGAAUUUUUCUCGUACAACUUGACUACCAGAGUUUCAGGAGAGCUGUUAAAUUUGGCAGUGAGUAAACUAAAGGAAGAAUUUACGUUGGACAACAUCUUAGACACAGAACGUCUUCAAUUGCUUGUCGCUGUUCUUAACGCGAAUACAUGUUCUCGCGUACGAGUUAUGCCGUGGCUACAGAAAGCUACCAAAAUUGUCGAGAAAUGCUACGGAAACAUUAUAUCUGGCGAAGUUUCUGCAAGACAAAUUAAUCAGCUAUUUAGAGAAGAGCGAGCACGAAGUAUUUUUACUUUAGCAAUUGCUUCUUGCAAAGGUAUUAGCAAACGAAAAGUUCAACAAAUUCUGGAAAGUACCAAUCAAGAAGUAGUAAGAACUGGAGAACUGCUGAACGCCAUGCACGACUUUUUAGAUGACAUUGUGGCAGCAUUUGAAGCAGAAAAUGUCGAUGAAUUGAGAGCAGACCUCGAGGUUCUUGAGGAGUAUUAUAGGAGUAAACCAUUUAGAGAGUUUCAAAAUUCUUGUUAUUGGCGUAAAGUGGAAGUGCUAGACCGUGGCUGCAGCAUCUUAGGAAUUGUUUUGUCGCGUCAGUACUUUCGCUUUAUUCUAUCAAGAACAUGCAAAGAAUGGAAAGAGCCAGAUGAAUUGAACACUCAUAUUACGGCAGAAGUACUUGUUGAGCAAAUAAUACCGUCUUCUAUGGAAAUAUUUCGUGAUUCCAUUUCUCCAUUCUUUUCUGAAGAGAAAUUCGUUAGACAAAAGUUUGCAGAUAGCGAAGACAUUUUGAGUGUGCUUUCCGAUCCAAAUUGCGACUUUAAUAAAGAAUUUGUCUCAUUUGAAAGUGUUUUGAAAAACAAAAUUCCUAUGAAAGUGCGGGAAUUGUUUUCUACGUAUUUGGAGAGUUGCCAAGAAGUGAAAGUUGCUCAACUUCUGCUCCAUAGUCUAAGUACGUUUCGUAUCGAUAUGAAUCAUUUUGUUGUUGAUGCUUUUCGCAAGUUUUUGAAGAGUUUUGAAACUCGGAGUCAGAUGACAAUACAUGAGUUUAAUGAACAUUAUCUGUCUUACAAAAAGCAUAAACCGACGCUUUCGGCAGAUUGCAUCAAAAUGCUUGAAUCAUUGGCGGAUGCCGUUGAAUUGGUUAACUUCUUUCUUGAGCUGCAAGAGAAUCAAGAAAAUGACUUGAGGAAACUUGUAGAUGCGGUGGAAGAGCAUUCUGACGGUAGCCUUGUUAAUACGUCUACCAUAAAAUGUCUAUUGCAAACGCAAAAGGUUCUCUGUCGUUUUACAUCAUCAAGUCUCACUGUCGACGAUUUCUUUCAAAGAUUGAGAGAAGUCUUUUCUAAUGUAGAAUUAAGUGUUGAUGUUGUCAAAAGCAUUGACACUUGCAAGGGUUAUGCGGUAGCUAUUCGACAAAUCUACCAUAGCUUGAAAGACAGAAGAGAGAUGACAAAGCAAAUUAUUAGAAAUGCAGCAAAGGACGGACGGUUUACAUUUACGCUAACCGAGUCUGGCAAUUGUAUGGUUCAUUUGCAGUAUUCCUUCAAGUCAGACUGUGGACAUGAAACUGCUGGUGGAUUAAAGAAAUCAUUGGAAGACAUGAGAGACUUGCAAUGUCGAGCACACUUGAUAGUGAAUUCUGAACUAAACAAAGACGAUGUCGACGAAGGCGUUAGAGAUUCUCAGCUUUGCAAAAUUUUUAUUGAAGAGGUAGAUCUUGUUGAAAGAAUAGCUACUCUUCUAACAGAACUCUUUGCCAGCGGACACUUUAACUACGGAGAAAAGGUAUUCAAUUUUGAUGGAUUACAGAUACUAUGCCACAACUUAAAAUUAUUUCAAACACAGCUUCAAGAUUGGCAUGCUCUAUUGCCUACUGCAAGGCAAUCGCAUUAUUUUUUGAAUUACUUCCAUUCUGACCAAAUCCGAAUAUUGCACAAAUAUUUGUUUGGCAAGCGUACGAACGAGUUGAUCGGCAGAGCCCAAAACUUGUUGAAGUUUGUUAAUUCAUCGAUAAGUUUACCAUUCGUUGCAGAAGAAACGAUUCUUUUAGGAGAAUCAAUACAAUCCGAUCUAAAUAGAAUGGGAGAGGUGCUUGACGAGAUAUGCCGACAUUUAAAUCCGGUGCAGAGAACUGUGAGUGAAGAUAUCUAUUUUCCGCAAAUUGCCAGCGAUUGUGUAAGUAGUGGAGAACUUGUAGUUGCUCAUGUGACAGAAGAAAAAAUGUGCAGAGGAGUUCUUUCUCUCUUUCUUCAAAGUCAAAAUCAAUAUCCUCAGCCACAUCAGCUACUAUUUUGCCACAGCAGCACGUCAUGGGCUCAAGUAGAAAAUAUACUGUGGAGAUGUUUUAGCUCUACAAAUAGCUACCUUCAGAAGCAACUAUUUUGCGUAGUGAACGCAGACCACUUGUUAUCAGAUGUGCAACACAAGUUAAUUGACUUUCUUUUGCGAGCUCUAGAAAGUCAUAACAAACUAGCAGGAAUAACUAGAUUUUGCAACCGAAAUUUUAUGUUGGCUAUUAUUUGUUCUUUGCCAGAGCCUCAACACAUUUUAGAAAAUCUUCAAAAGUACAGAAGAAAUCUAACGGGCUUUUCCAUAGACGAUUCAAAAAAGUUAUUAGCUAGUUCGUGCGAUUCUACGUUGGUGGUGACGUCUUUAUUGGCGGGACAAGGAAAGACCGAGUCUAUUAAGCAAAAUGCUUUUAGUUGCAAUAAGCUUGUUCGCGUUCUUGCUGUAGAAGGUUCUAUCAGUCAUGACGAAUUAACAAAAUCUUUGUAUGAAUUACAGCUAGAUGACUUUCAUGCUCUGCACAUUGACAUUGCCAACGUUGAUAGCCCAGAGUUAUUAGACAACUGGAUAUUUGAACUUUUGGUUGUCGGAGGUGUUUCUUCAAAAAAUCUAUUUUGUCAGUUGCCUCAUAACAUUGUAUACGUAGAAAUAGCAAACUUUCUGGCCAAUGGGUUGGCAAAUCGAUUACAUUUCUGUCAGUUAUUGCCUAGUUGCAAACUCAUGUGGGACAUGAAUGAGUUAAAUGUCAGCGCAGAUGUCAACAGUUCGACUCAGAUUGUUUGCAACUACCUAGAUUACUAUUCUAAAGGCACACUUGACUCAGUCGAUAUUUCGUUCCAUCCUCAAUCGAAUUGUGAGUCUCUACCAGCAUCAAAAUGCCGCAGUCUUCUCAAAAACGUGUUUCCUGAAGGCGAUGUUACUUAUUACAUUGUUCGUACGUUUCUUAACGUAUUGGCGCAGCAGCUUGUUCGAUUUUCAGCCAGUAGUUUCUUUUCGACAGAAACAUUACAAACAACUGUUGGAACUACUGCAGUGCGAUCGCAAUUAUUUGGGUCGUUUUUAGAGGUAUCAAAAGAAUUUGCUAGAAGAUCUGUUGCAAUUUCGAGAAAAGGUCAAAUGGCGGCUUUUGAAGUUCGAGCUGGAAAUAUUGAUAAACAAGCAGUAGAAAGAUUUAGUGGAAUGAGACAGUGGGAACAAAGCAAUCAUCUGGUUGUAACAUUUCAUGAACGGGAUAAAGAAAACGUUAGCGCACUCUACUUGCACAAGGAAGAUUUGCUGCCAGAAGUGGAAAACGUUCUAAGAACACAAGGAGGAAAGAAUUGGACUCCAGAAGACUUGUCAAAUAGAGGGCACAGUGAUUUGGUGAUAAAGCUAGAAAGAGUUUUUCGAAAAUCAUUAGCGUCAGGAAAGUAUCCGAACUACUCUCUUACUCGAGACAAUAUGCUAAAAGCUGUCAUGAUUAUGUUACGAAUUCAAGCUCACGUUCCGGUCAUUAUUAUGGGAGAAACAGGUUGCGGGAAAACAAGUUUAGUUCAUUUUCUUUCAACUGUUGUAGAAGCAAAGCUUUUUGCUAAGAACUUUCAUGCAGGGGUUGAAAAGAUCGAAAUCUGGAAAUUUAUUAAAAAUGUUAUCAUUCAGGCUAAUGAAGACGUAACCCUUCAGGUUUGGGUUCUCCUCGAUGAAAUCAACACUUGCAAUCAUCUUGGUCUUCUAUCUGAUAUCAUUGUCCACAGAACAUGCCAAGGACAGCUACUUCCAACAAACAUUGUAUUUUUAGCUGCCUGCAAUCCAUACCGAUUUCAGCAGAAAUUAGAAGCCACGUCAGGACUAAGUCUUGCUCUGAGAGCAGGUGUCACCACUGGAACAUACAAAUUAGUCUAUCUAGUCAAUCCACUUCCAGAAUGUAUGGUAGACUACGUAUGGGAUUACGGUGCUCUGACGGCGGACGAAGAACUGCAUUACAUUAGAAAGAUACUUGGUAACCUGGAUGGCGACAAUGAUCUUACUGCUACCCUUAUUCAAACAUCGCAAGAGUUUGUUCGUCAAAAGUUUGGUAGAAGUGCAUGCAGUCUCAGAGAUGUGAAACGUUGCAGAGAUCUCAUUCAUUGGUUUAUAGAAAACUGUCUUCACUUUGACUUUAGUGUAAGCAGGAAGCGAACCGACAUGCCGCGUAAAAUCUACUGCACUGUUUUGGGACUUUCAGUCUGCUAUUUGUGUCGUCUUGCUUCUACUGCUCUUCGUGAUGGUUAUCUUGACAAUGUAUUGCAAUAUUUUAGAAAUUACAAAAUGAAGAAAAGUGACUUUCUUGACAUUUUAACUAGCGAAGAACAGGCAUAUCUAAACAAAAUGCGGCUUCCGAAAGGAAUUGCUGCCAAUGCCGGGGUGUAG